Tilletiopsis washingtonensis is the source of this 2114-nucleotide messenger RNA. RefSeq lists its product as hypothetical. Gene Ontology annotation, cellular component: transcription factor TFIID complex. Lineage: Eukaryota; Fungi; Basidiomycota; Exobasidiomycetes; Entylomatales. Gene Ontology annotation, molecular function: RNA polymerase II general transcription initiation factor activity. The transcript has 5 exons. Gene Ontology annotation, biological process: transcription initiation at RNA polymerase II promoter; RNA polymerase II preinitiation complex assembly. The record is from RefSeq and is a predicted model, not a curated record. The coding region runs from base 90 to 1796 and encodes 568 amino acids.
CCACCACAGGCUCGCGCCUCGACUGCACCCUCGCGUCGCCCAGCCAGCGUGCGCGCCGCUGCUCCCUCUACUCUCAGCCAGCCGCGGCCAUGUCCAUGCAGCCGCCGCCCACGCCGAGCGGCAGCACGCCGCGCACGUCGAUGCGGCCCCGCCGUCCGCCGGCGGGCGCCGGCCCCUCGUCCUCGGCCGCAGCGUCGCGCCUCGCACGCGGCGGCACGUAUGCUCGCACCACGGCGCCGCGCCUGCGUCUCAACCUCAACGCCGGCCCCGCUGCCGGCUCGCUGGGCGGCGAGGGCACGGGCCCCAAGACGGCCGCCUACAUGCAGGGCUACGACCGCGAGCUCGACUCGAGCGACGACGAGACGGGCGAGGGCCUGGCGUUCGAGGAGCAGCUCGUGCUGCGCAUGCCGCCCGGCGCCGACUGCGAGCGCCUGCGCGACUGGGUGCGCCGCCGCGAGAUCGGCAAGGAGGGAGCGCAGGUGGAGCUCAAGUUCAAGGACUCACGCCGCGCCGUCUUCCGCCUGGGCGACUCGCUCUUCGCCGCAAAGCUCGUCGAUCUGCCCACCAUCCUCGAGACGCACAAGACGCUCGACAACCGGCAGAUGUUCAAGAUUGCAGACAUCUCGCAGAUGCUCGUCGUCUCUCAUCGCGUUGGCAGCGAGGCUGAAGCCACGCGGGCCGCACCUGGCGCCCAGACGAGCGCGGCGGGCGGUGGAGAGCGAAGCGAAGCCGGCGCGGGCGAGUACGUCUGGGACAGCGGCCUCACUCCGCCGAUGCAUCUGGCGCGGAAGCGGCGCUUUCGCAAGCGCGCAAACAAGAGGAUCAUCGAGACUGUCGAGAAAGAGGUCGAACGUCUUCUAAAGGAUGAUCAGCGCGCGGAGCGUGUCGAGUACGAGAUGAUGGACGCCGCCAUGGCCGACCUGUCAGAGGACGAGGGAGACGGCGAGGGCGGCCAAGCAUCAGCCGCGGACGGAGCAGCAGGCGGCGACGAUGACGCCUCAGCGAUGGGCGACGGGGCGUCCAUGUUCGGCGACCAAGAAGACCGCGACGACAUGGAGGAUGACCGCAUGGAUGAGGAGAGCGGUUGGGAGGACGACGGCGCCGUCGGCGAGGUGGACCAUGCUCUGGCCGCCGAGCUCGAGGCCGCCAUGGCAGCCGACGUCAGCGACAGCGAAAGCGACUCUAGCAGCCGCACGCAGAGCCGACGCGCCACGAGCGAAGACGUCGACGGCGACCUGUGGGGCGAGGACGAGGGCGAUGACUCGGGCGGCGACGACGACGACGGCGCCGAAGACGAGGAUCUCGACGAGGAGGAGAUCGAGCGGCGGGUGCGCGAGAGCCAGCUCGAGGGACAGUGCCGAGACAUGGAUGCGCACGUGAAGCGCAAGCAGGCGGAGGCCAACGCCACUCCCAAUGCACUCAUCCGGAAACGUCAGCUCGAGGCGCUCAAGCGUCUGAUGACCGAGCGCGACCUCAAAGCAGCUCAGCUCGAGGAGGUCCGGGCCGAGCGGCGCGAGCGUGCCGCCGAGUCCGCCGCUGCUGCCACCGCCGCUGCUGCUGCCGGUGCGGCCUCUGCCGCCUCCGAGGCAGAGCAGGGCGCGGAGCAAGCGGGUGACGCCAGCUCGGCUUCGGCAGCCACGAUUGAUGGCGCCGGCAAAGGCAAGGAGCACAGCGAAGGACCGCCCAGCCACGAUGCCAGUCACGUUCCGCUACAGGACAGCACGGCGUCACGCUCCGCAGAGCCAAGUUCAGGCGCUGUUGCCGGGCCUGCUGCGGGCAGCGCGGCCGAGCAAUGACACGCGUCAGACAGCGAGCUGACAGCUUUGGCUUGCGCGGGCACAACGUCCCUGAUCCGUGUGCACUUUGCAUUCUCCUGGGUGACAAGGCUUCCUCCCUCACGCUCCCUCGGCUGCAGGCUCCGUCCCGGUCUGCGAUGCGUCGCUUCGCGCGCGCUUGUGCUCGCGCAGCGUCUCGUCCGUUGCGCCGUCACGCUGUGGUGCGCCGUUGCCGCUGUCUGCCUGCGGAGUGUCGCGCUCCAGUGCAUGCGACAUCGCAGCUGCUGGCCGGCCAUCGUCGACUUCGUCGAUGAUGCCGCGCGGCACCCCGAGCGGCAC